Messenger RNA from Prorocentrum cordatum, 702 nucleotides. The record is from the annotation of a GenBank genome assembly. NCBI's taxonomy places the organism in Eukaryota, Dinophyceae, Prorocentrales, Prorocentraceae.
AUGGACGGGCUGGGUUGGCAGCUUUCGAUUCUCCUGGCCGCAUGCGGUCACACGUUGCUGUGCACGUACUCCGAGGACGACGGGUUCCUGGUGCGUCUGGGCGUGGUCGUAGGCCCGGGUGCGCACAGCAGGGACCAGGGCGACAAGUGCGGCUUCCACGCGGCCUUCCCCGCGAUCCUCGAGAGCCAGUGCGAGGCAGGCAUCUCCAAGCAGCUGAUGGCCCGGCACAGAGACCGGAUGCAGCAGAGGGGCGCCCGCUUCUCCUCCAAGACCUCGCAGCUGCUGCUCAACCAGCUCCUGGGCGGCGCCUCCCCGACGGACGUGGGCGCGCCCACGCCGGCCGAGCGGGCCGUGAAGAGCGGCGUGCUCGCGAGGCCAGAGACACUGGAAUUCGCGCAGUGGCUCGCCAACAACGCCAGCCACACGGCAACUGGAUUCCAGGAGAUGUGCUUCAACUACUCGGCCUCCUCCAGCAACGCAGUCGACUCUGUUGCCUCCAGAAUCCAGGGAGUUGUGAGCGAGACCAAGGGCUUCAUCGACAUGAUGAUGAGGUACGCGACCCCGGCCGCCAUCGAGCGCCUGGAGGACCAGAUAGCCGAGUUCACCGAGAGCGCGCUGGAGGACGUGCAGAGCGUGAUCGAGAAGCGGGUCGCAAGCCUGAUGGGCAACUCCAGCGAUGUGAUCGAUGCCGCCAUCCAGCGG